Messenger RNA from Monascus purpureus, 4098 nucleotides. The record is from the annotation of a GenBank genome assembly. NCBI's taxonomy places the organism in Eukaryota, Fungi, Ascomycota, Eurotiomycetes, Eurotiales, Aspergillaceae.
AUGUACUCUAAGGAUGAUACCUCAGCUCCCAUGGCCACUGCCCCUUCAAGGGAGAGUGCGCAGUUACGGGCAACAUGGGGUUCAUUGUUCAACUUUACUACCAGAAGCCAUCUUCCAACCCUCAUCCUCUCACUGAUCUUCGCUUUAGCUGCUGGCUUAGUCUUACCAGCGCUUGCCGUCGUCCUGGGAUCUGUGUUCGACAUCUUCGCAUCAUUUUCACCUGUUUCUUCGUCUUUGGAAGACCUACUUCAGGAGGUAGUGAGCUGCUGUGUCCAGCUGGUAGGCCUCGGUACUGUCAGUUGGCUCUUGGGCAGCGGCUAUUUUGCCUUUUUUACCGCGUUCGGGGAACAGCAGGCAGGAAAUGCUCGCAACAAGGUCUUCUCAGAGCUGCUUAAGAGAGAUGUGGAGUGGUUCCAGAUGCAGAAAGAUGGCACCGGGGCUUUCUUGUCUGUUCUACAAGCCCAGAUUCAUGAGUUGCGGGUAGCAACGUCACAGCCUCUUGCAUUCGCUUUCCAUUAUACAUUCCGCGGCCUUGCCAGCUUAGCGUUAGCAUUCUAUACCUCCUGGAACCUAACCUUGGUCACCCUGGCCGGCAUUCCGAUCUUCUCGGGGAUUGUAGUCCUUCUCUCCUCUAAGAUACAACCGAGCAUCGAGGCGCAGCAGUUGGAGCUUAGCAGUGCGUCCAAGAUUGCAAAUAACGCCAUAACCUCCAUUGCUACCGUCAAGUGUCUUAAUGUACAAGAAUCAGAAUGCCGCAAAUUCUUCUCUCGAAUUGAGAGCGCUGCCCUACAUUACCUCAAGCAGGCGCGGGUGAACUCCAUCCAGUUGGGAGUUGUGCGGUUGAUGGGGUUCAGUCUGGUCAUACAGGCUUUCUGGUAUGGUCAUACGCUGAAAGUCGCUGGGAAGCUCUCUUCGGGAGAAGUCUUGAGGACCUUCUGGGCUUGCAUAAUUGCAUCUCAAUGUAUGGAACAGGUCCUUUCGCGGCUCAUUCUCCUGGAGAAGGGCAAGGUUGCCGGGGCUGCGUUAAAACGAAUUGUGGAAAAUCGACCAGUAGAUGUAGUGGAAGGCAUCAGUGCCAACGAAAUGAGAGAGAAACCGUAUCCUCCUCAUUUCAAGGGCGAUAUUGAAGUGAGCAAUCUGUCGUUUGCCUAUCCAUCUCAGCCUGAAACUCGCGUCUUGGAAUCAGUCAAUCUAUUCUUCCCGGCCGGUGAGACGACAUAUAUUAUUGGGAAGAGCGGUUCUGGGAAAAGCACUCUGGGACAGCUGCUCAUGCGGUUCUACUCACCUUCUUCUGGCGAAAUUGCUAUCGAUGGUAUCCCAAUUGAGACACUAGACGUCAACUGGGUUCGGAACAACAUCACUCUUGUCGAACAAAGAAGCGUUCUCUUCCACGAAUCCAUGCUCACAAACAUCGCUCUUGGUCAACAUGACUUCGAGCGAGUCAGAAAAGAAGAUGUACAGGAAAGUGUCGACCUAGCGAUGCUCCAGAAUGUGAUCUCUGGCUUGCCCCAUGGUAUUAAUACGUCGGUCGGCCCCGGGGGCAGUUUCCUGAGUGGAGGUCAAAGACAGAGGGUUGCUAUCGCAAGGGCUAGGUUAAGGGACACCCCCAUUCUUAUUAUGGAUGAGCCUACAAGCGCUUUGGACUUUGUCAAUCGCAACGCAGUAAUGAAGGCCCUUCGAAAGUGGCGCAAAGGGAAGACGACAAUUAUAAUCACCCAUGAUAUCUCCCAAAUCCUUGACCAGGAUUUCGCAUAUGUCCUGGAACACGGUUCGGUGGUACACUCGGGCUACAAAAAUGAGUUAGAGAACAUACCUGAGCUCAAUAAGUAUUUCCCCCCAGGAGACAAGGAGGUGAAUUCUGCAGACAAUGGCGACAAUGCCGAUAGCGCCGACGAGAGCAGUUCUUCGGAUGAUUCUGCGAUGGAUGUUCCGUUGAGCUUAGGCGGCAGUCUCUUUUAUGGGAACAAGCACAGAACAUUCGAAGACGCCUAUACACAGGGGGCCCGACUGAGAGUCCACUCGGAUAUUCAGGGCUUCAAUCGUCAAAAUUUGGCACUUCCUAUACCCCGUCGAAAUAGCUAUGUUCAACGGGAUCGGAUUUCCAAGCUCCCUCGUAUGAGCAUGCUUGAGUUCGAUAUAUCCCAGACAGUAGAAUCAAGCACAAAGAAUAGGUCACUUCCCCGUCAGAAUAUUCCAUCGAUUUACUCUUAUCCGAUGGAGCGUCCGACAGACAUGCCUAGUCGGGCAUCGAUGAGCCAGCGACGGGUUCCGAAAAGAGAGAAGCUUCGUUCCCAGAAGGAGGGCAAGGAAGACAAGAUGCUGUCUUUGCGCGAAAUCAUGCUCACUAUUAUUCCGAGUCUGACAGGUCGUCAGCGUCUUGUUCUACUAGCAGGUUUCUUAAGCGCGUUUCUUCAUGGAGCCGCUACCCCCGUUUCUGCGUAUUUUAUUUCGCAACUCUUUGAGUCAUUCUUCAACGCCAGCACGCAGAUGGCUACGAAAUGGGCAAUAUACAUUAUAGGCAUCGCUAUCAUCGACUCGUCCCUAGAUGGUACAAUGCAUGGUUGUCUGGAAUACUGCGGCCAGGCAUGGGUCGACUCUCUUCGCAAAAGAGCUUUUCACAAGAUCCUCGAUCAGCCACUUGUGUGGUUUGAAAAAGAUAGAAACCGGCCGUUGAAGCUCACUGCCUGCCUCGAUAGAAACGGAGAAGAAAUGAAGGGUAUAGUUGGAAAAUUUGCCGGUUUCAUAGUGGUUGUCAUUGCCAUUUCAGCUAUCUCUAUUACCUGGAGCCUUGUUGUCUGCUGGCGGGUGACAUUUGUUACUCUGUCAUCUGGUCCAGUCUUAUAUGCUGUGACAAAGGGCUUUCAGGUAGUAACGGGAUGGUGGGAGAAGAGAUGCAAUGAAGCCUAUGACGUUGCGUCGGCUGUAUUCGCGGAAACAUUUUCGGAAAUAUGUACGGUCAGAACGCUGACACUGGAGCCCUAUUUCCAUCGGAAAUUCCUGAAGGCUGCGUCGAACUGCAUGAAGACUGGGUUUAAAAGGGCUGCAUAUACCGGAGUCGUAUUUGGAAUCACCGACUCCCUGAUCUUUUUUGUGAGCGCAUUGGUCAUCUAUUAUGGAACGUUGCUGAUAACAUCAUGGGAGUCAACCGUCGAUGACGUCUUGACAGUUGUGUCAUUGCUUCUUUUCAGCAUGGGAUACGCAAGCUUGGUGCUAUCAUUGAUUCCUCAGGUAAGCACAUCGCGCGAUACGGCUGCUCAGAUACUGCGUCUUGUAAACCUCGGCGAAGGAGUUUCGCAUGAAUAUCUUGGGCAGCUGGAACCCGUCCGAAUGGCACCCGUGACAUUUUCCCACGUCCAUUUCAAAUAUCCAUCGCGACCGGAUGUGCGAGUUCUCCGAGACGCUUCCUUUGUCAUCCAUGAAAACUCAUGCACGGCGAUCGUUGGACGCUCUGGAUCCGGAAAAUCAACUAUAGCAUCGCUGCUAUUGUCACUAUACGAAGCUCCAGCUUCCAGGAGAGGUACAUCGAGAAUUGCAAUCGGAGACGUCGACAUCCGGGAACUACGCACCCCGAUACUUCGCUCCUUGAUCUCAGUUGUGUCUCAGCAACCGAUGCUCUUUCCUGACACGAUUCGUGCAAAUAUCAGCUACGGACUAGAGGAUGAUUCACCACUGAAUACAAUGCACAACAUCGAAGCUGCUGCGCGGGCAGCCGGGAUCGACGAGUUCAUUUCCUCUCUGCCCUCGGGCUAUUCCACCAUGAUCGGCGACGGAGGCACCGCGCUAUCCGGGGGACAAGCGCAGCGUGUGGUCAUUGCGCGGGCACUCGCCCGUCAACCGAGGAUCCUGAUUCUGGAUGAGGCGACGUCGGCUCUGGACGCAGAGAGUGCAGAGAUCAUUCGACGGACUGUGACGAGGCUAGUUGCUUCCAGAAAGGACCUGAGUGUGAUCAUAAUUACGCAUUCCAAGGAGAUGAUGGAGAUUGCAGAUUCUGUCAUCAUGCUGGAAGAGGGCGAGGUAGUCGAACAGGGCCCAUACCAGGAACUUGCUGGACGGUCUCGUGGGAGGUUGAGGGCUCUAAUUGAAACCCCGGAGGAAUGA